CACAGAACCCCCGCCCCCAGUGGUCCUGGUGCCACCCCUCUUUGACUUUCCCCCCCUUGCCGCUCGCACCAGGAGUAUGUCAGUUUAAGAUGGCUGAUGUGACACUAAUGUGGCAAUGCUGAUGAAGUAAAGUGGGUGUUGUUGGGAGUGGUCUUAGCAGCCCGCUAUGAAGAGUGUUCACUCAUAUUAGGAAACAUGACGAUAUUUACGAAGUCCUCGUCCGAAAGCUAUCCUCCUGAUCACAAGGCUACCUCUUGGGGUUAUUAGAUUCUUGAUUAUUAACUGAGUCCAAUGUGGAUGUUGUGAUGCAGGAUGUUAGAGUCGUCAUAUAACAUUUUGUUCAGGAAGCUUGCUUUGAGAUGCCUUUUUGAUGAUCACUUUGAAGAUGGCCGGCAUUUUACUACUAAACUUUUGCUUAAGCCUACUGAUGAUCCUCAUGUCGAUCUAAUGGCUACUAUUUCAGGUCCUCUUGACCCAAAGGCCGAGGAGACAAUUAUCGGCAAUGCAGUAUUUCGCUGGCAAAGUGAUGUUGAUGAUCCUCACACCUUUGGUGACCUAUGUGUAUCUACUUCUGAUCCGAUCUUACUCAUGAGGGCGUGUGCAUACUUUCCAGAAUAUGGAAUCGGAGCAUUUGGUAUAUUACCUGUGCUUCAGAAGAAGAGAGUAUCUUUGGAAGAUUAUGGGGUGAUUGGUUUGAGAUAUGGGUCAUCAAAUUUGUCAGUUGGAGCCACACUUAUGCCCUAUUCAUUGGGAGAUGAAUUUUCCAAAUCUGCAUGGUUGGUGAGCAAGAUAGGAAGGUUAACUGCUGGAGUGCAAUACGAUCCUAAAUUUGAAACAAAGGAAAGUGCCAGAUAUCAGAAUCUGAAGAAUUGGAAUUAUGCAAUAGGCUAUGGACUUGGAACUGGCAGCCCAUUGAGCCCGUCAUUCAAUUUCAGUCUUGAACUUGCACAGAAUUCCCAGUUCAUAGCUUCAUUCUAUCAGCAUGUGGUUGUCCAAAGACGGGUGAAGAAUCCACUUGAAGAGAAUGAAGUAGUUGGAAUUACUAAUUAUAUAGACUUCGGAUUCGAAUUGCAAACAAGAAUCGAUGAUCAAAAGGCAUCAAACAACAUUCAAGAUUCGACCUUUCAGGUUGCUGCAUCUUGGCAAGCCAAUAAGAACAUCAUGCUCAAGGCAAAAGCAGGGCCUCUUGGCUCAUCAUUGUGUUUAGCUUUCAAGUCAUGGUGGAAACCUUCUUUCACUUUUAGCAUGUCAGCUGUAAGAGAUAGAACGGUUGGAAAGACAUCAUACGGGCUUGGUCUUUGCAUUGACAACGUUAGAGAAGCAAGUUAUCAAAGGGCGGAUCCAAAUUUCGUAAUGCUAACACCAAACAAGGAGCAUUUAGCAGAAGGCAUUCAAUGGAAAACUGGGUCAAGGCCGAUGUUGCAAGCCAAUGUGGAUUCCGGCAACUUUGAUGGUGUCCCCAGAGAACUCAGACCCUUGGGUAGAAUUUUAUGAUCAUCUUCUUCUACUUAAUUAGGAGCUUUUACUUUAGGGAAGAAUAGAAGAUGAUGCUCUCAAAGGAAGUGUAGUUGUUUUGUAACGGUUUAUUUUGUCUCUGAUUGUGUUGAUACUUAGGAGUGACAAUGGUUGCACAUUUAUAAAAGAUGAGCAGCACUUUGGGAAUAUGAUGGUUUUCAUGAUUACAAGGAAAAUAGGGAUCGAUUGCCUUAA
Messenger RNA from Erigeron canadensis, 1710 nucleotides. RefSeq lists its product as uncharacterized. NCBI's taxonomy places the organism in Eukaryota, Viridiplantae, Streptophyta, Magnoliopsida, Asterales, Asteraceae. The transcript has 14 exons. The record is from RefSeq and is a predicted model, not a curated record. The coding region runs from base 313 to 1494 and encodes 393 amino acids.